CGAGGGAGGAGGAGGCGAGGGGCGGCUCUGGGCCGGCCUGCGAUCGCCCCGCCUCGCUCCCGGCUGCCGCUGACAGGCCCGGGCGCAAGAUGGCGGCGGUGCUCGCCGGCGGCUCCCAGCGGGUGGUGCGGGAGGCGGUGCGGCGCUCGGCGGUUCGCCCGCCCGCCUCAGGAUGCUGGGGCUGCGCGCCGGGAGGGAAGCGGUAUCUGCUAACAGAAGAUGAUAUUAAGUUACAAGAAUUUCAGCAGAUGAAAGUGACAAUUAGAAAUGAAGUUCAUGGCAAUAAAGAUCCAUAUUUUAAAAGUAUUAAAGAAAAAUUAAAGAAAAAUGGAAUUAUUCUCAGAAAUGAAUUAAAAAAUCUACUACAUUUAUGUCAGACUUCAUCAGAUGUGGAACUAGCCAGAGAAGCUAUUUACAGGUACCAUGAACAGAAUGGAAUCACAGCCCUACAUAAUUUUAAAUUUGGGCCUCUCUUUAUGAGGCUAUGCUAUGAGCUGGACCUUGAAAGACCUGCAGUAGAACUUAUCAAAGAUCCGAAUUUGCGUGGCUUUUUCUCAGAGAGUACAUCAUUCCAUAUUUUGAUGACUAUGUUGUUUAAAAAGGGCCAUUUUGAAAGUGCUUUUGAAGUUCUGCUAGAAAUGAAAAAACAAGGUAUACCUUUCAACAAAGAAACCUAUCUACUUGCAUUUGCAAUAUGCUACAAACUUGACAACCUGGAGGCCUGCAAAAUCUCUGCAAAACUGCUUGAAGAAGCACAGCUAAGAGGUGACACAUUACCACUGCGAGCACUCUGCUUUGCUGUGGCAACUUCUCUGAAGCAGAAUGAUGUAGCGCAAGCCAAAUUUUAUUGUUCCCAGAUCUUGAAAACAGAGAACAAGCUAUACAAUAAUCUUAAAGUUCUUGUCCAGCUCAGAUCUGGUUCGCUAGAAGAAGUGAUAAAGAUCUUAGAGGCAGCAGUGGAAGAAGAUACUCCUCCCUUUGUGAAAAAAAUUGAGUUUUGUGAGCAGGUGCUGGCUACCGUCAGGGAAAAGAUGGAAGAAAACCCUGACCUUUCUGCCAAAUUAGGAGAUAUUUAUAUGAAACUAAAAGCUUCAGGACGGAUAACCAUGUGCACACUGGAAGACAUGCUUUUCCAGAUUCCUAGUUCAAAGAAGAUCCCUGCAAAGCUGUUACAUCAGAAGCAAUUGGGCUAUCAGGCUGCUAAAGCACUUCGGUCAAAUCUAUUGUUGGAAUAGUUCCAUAAUUGAUGGCAAACUGAACUGCUGUUAGCAUCUCUUGGAAGCCAGGCUCAAAUAAAAUGUCUUCUCCCUUCCUCCACAAUAAGCAAUUGUUCAAGUUUUUUGUGUGAAACUGCAUUUUAAAUACAGAUCAUGUAGCUUCCAUGCAUGUUGUUCAGAAAUGGAGUGAUAGAAUGGUUUGAAGUUUUUUCUCAGGCACUUAAAUCAGGAUUUUCCUAUGCCAAGCAUCCUGAUGGAAAUGAACAAAAUAGCAUGCAUGUCUUACCUGACUUCUGUGAUUCAUCAGAAGAAGAUUCAGUCUUCAGUAGAAGUAAUUCUCUGACUGAAAGGAUACAUGCAGUCCAGAGUCUAGAUAAAAGAGUAUGGAAAUUGCUUUAACUGUUUAUUCAAAUUCUCUGCAUCCCAAGAGAAUCAGAGGAAAGCAAGCAUCUUUUGUUCCCUUUAAUAUCUGUCUUAAGAAGCAAUAUAUUAGUAAGUUUUUUCAUAUCAAAUGGUAUCAUGGAAAUGCUGUGGGAGGUAGCAUGGUACCCAACAGGUUGUUGUCUUGCUUGAAGGAGAAUCCUGAACAAAAGUCAGAGUCUCAGAGUGAGUGGGUGCGCAUACCGUUUCCUUUUUUUUUAUUAUUUUUUUAAACUUAAAUUUUCUGGUUUUAAGCCUCCCAGGGUUAGCAGAUCUUGAUACAAAUUUGCAACUAAGUUCUAACAAGUUUUUUAGACUAGAAUUACGUGUCAUCAGCAUAAUAGACUCAUAUGCAGAGCAAGCAGUCAUAAAAACACUACAAAGAAGCUUCUUUGGGCCAGCUUUAGUGACUCCAGGCCAAAUGUGCUUGGUUCUAGUAAUAAAAAGCCGUUUGUAACUCUGA
Molecule: messenger RNA, 2100 nt
Organism: Calidris pugnax (ruff)
Lineage: Eukaryota; Metazoa; Chordata; Aves; Charadriiformes; Scolopacidae
Gene: PTCD2
Product: pentatricopeptide repeat domain 2
Exons: 10
Coding region: 90-1235 (381 amino acids)
Biological process (GO): regulation of mRNA processing; multicellular organism development; mitochondrion organization
Cellular component (GO): mitochondrion
Molecular function (GO): protein binding; RNA binding
Source: RefSeq, a predicted model, not a curated record